AUGGUAACCACAAAACGGAAUAAAGAGUUUUGCCAAAAAGUUCGGCUAAAAUCAACGCAGGUGUUCAUUGUGGCCGGAACGUGUUUAAUAACAGUUUUGGUCACUUUGCUUUGCAUUGGCUUUAUGACCAGGUACGAAGUGGAUAACGAGGUGGCCAACGUGGCGGAUGUGGAUUAUUGGAAGGACAAGGUGGCAUCGUCGCAGAAAAUCUGGUAUGACAAAGGCAUUGAUGAGCUCAACGAGGCACUGAGAACUCCAAGGGGACCUAUUUAUCCCAAAAAUUUGAGAAUAUUUCUGAUUCAGGGUGUCGAUGGCCGAGAUUUGGCUGCUUAUCGGUUUUCGGGUAAAGAUUUAAGCAAUGGAAAUACCAACUUUGUUUGGGAUAAGUUUCCCCAUUUUGCUCGAUUGAAAAACACCUGUAGUCAACAAUUUCCUUGCCCGAUUUCAAGUGUUGCCAAAUCUUUAUGGACGGGAAUACCUUUGGAUAAAAUCCCAGAAGCUCAACCAGAUUGUGGUAACUUAGUCAACGAAACUGAAACCCCAUUUAGUGUUCUUCGCCAGGCACAAUUGGCUGGUUUACUAACUGGUUUUGUUACCACUCAAAGGUUUACAGGAUCCACAGGAGCUGCUUUAGGAAACACAAACAGCAACUACGAAUGCGAUGAAAGAAUGCCUUUGGGAUCCUUAAAAUCAGGUUGUCAGGAUAUAGCUCGUCAACUGAUUACUGGUGAAACUGGUAAAUCCCUGAAUGUAAUAAUCGGAGGUGGCAGACAAAUGCUGAGUUCUCUAGUGCCCAAAUCCAUAUCAGAUCCUGUGGAUGAACUCCUUUGCGAAUCCAAUGAUGGACGCAAUUUACUUAAAGAGUGGAGGAACCAAAAACUCAAGGAGAGCAAAGUUAAGCCUAUAAAAUUUGAAUUGGUUCAGCGAGCUGAUGAAUUGGAGUCCUUGAAUGCCAGCAAUUUUGACUUUCUGUUUGGUGUAAUGGCAAACGGAGACUUAAGUGGAAAUUCCAAUGCACCAAGUCUUAAAUUAAUGGUGGAAAAAUCACUACAAGUGCUGAAGAAGAAAAAUCAAGGCUAUCUACUUAUUGUUGAACAGUUUAUUCAAUCGGGCAUGAACAAAAGAAAGGAACUACAACUUCUAAAUGAAACUUUGACUAAUCUUAAAAGAGAGGAGGAUACCCUUACUUUAGUUCUUUUGACUAAUGCCAUUUAUCCAAAACCAAUUCUGGAUAUGAGCGAAGAAACAGAAACAAUUAAUCAACUUUCGGAAACUUUUAAUGAGGCGGAAUUUCAAAUACAGGAAACACUUUACCAAAUGCCUUCGGAGAGCUUACUUUUUGCAAUUGGGCCCAAGUCUUCCAUUUUUCAUGGUGUUCAAAAAGAAACCUUCAUUGCACAUGCUGUUUCCCAUGUCCUUAGCAAAAGUAGUCCAAAAACUUAACAUAUUUUAGGAGGUACUCAUUAAUAGUUUUUGCUGUUGAAAAAAAAAUCAAGGGAGGCCAAACCAAAGAAAUGUUAAAUUAUGUGUAAAUAUUUCAAGGCUGAAAGGCUUUUAUUAAAA
Drosophila ficusphila is the source of this 1563-nucleotide messenger RNA. RefSeq names its product alkaline phosphatase, tissue-nonspecific isozyme (gene Alp13). Lineage: Eukaryota; Metazoa; Arthropoda; Insecta; Diptera; Drosophilidae. Bases 1 to 1443 code for a protein of 480 amino acids. Gene Ontology annotation, biological process: dephosphorylation. Gene Ontology annotation, molecular function: alkaline phosphatase activity. The transcript is spliced from 2 exons. The record is from RefSeq and is a predicted model, not a curated record.